AUGUCCAGUUGGGGCGAUCUCGUAUGGCAGGGACCGAAAUCCGAUCCGUUGAGCCCGGUGCAGUAUUCCAAUAUCCAGUUCCAGUCGCUGAAUGGAUCGGACUAUUUGACGUAUUGGAAUGGCUAUGUGUUGGAGGGCCAAAAUGCGAGUAUCGGGUAUGGAAACCUGACGGUUCUAGAUAAACACUAUGAGCCUGCUGCGGUGGUGUGUCCCCACUUGGGAAUUCAUGUUCAAGCGGGUGUUCCGCACGAUUGCGAUAUCGAUUAUAACGAACAGUACUUGACGCCGUGGGGAACGUUGCUGGUGACGGUUUACAAUCUUACGCAAAUGGAUUUGAGCUCCGUGAAUGGUUCCGCCGAGGGAUAUCUCCUCGAUGCGCAGAUUCACGAGAUCGAUAUUGCGACUUCGGAGUCGAUUUGGAAAUGGAGCUCGCUGGAUCAUAUCCCGUUGAAUGCGUCCCAGUUGCCGUUGACGGAUAUGGCGGCUAAUGAAAGCGUUACGUGGGAUUACGUUCAUAUCAAUUCUGUUUCUCCGUAUGGUACGGAUAAGCUUUUGGUUAGUGGGAGACAUACUUGGGAUGUUUUUGCCAUUGAUCGAUCAAGUGGCGAUAUUGUUUGGAACUACAAUGGUAUCUAUGGUGGAGACUUUGGUGCCGUCCCAGAAGAAGCCACCUUUAGCUGGCAAUACCACACUCGCGUGCACGAUUUCGAUGAAAACUUUAUCAUAUUCUCCAACUUCGGCAACCACGACUACGCCGGUGCUACCGGAGGAAAUGCUCAAAACACCGCACCCACCGUCGGACGCGAGUUUUAUCUCGAGCUGCCCGCGAGCAAAAGCUACCACCCCCUCUCGCUGAACACCUACAACGAAUCCUCUUCUCUCUUCAGCGACUCCUGGGGCUCUUUCGACUACCUCCCCAAUCAGCAAAACGCCACCAGCCGCUUCAUGUCCUACGGCCAGCUCCCCAUCCUCGCGAAUGGCAAGCCACUUUCGGCGCCGACAACGACGUCGCGACCUACCGGGCCCAAAAGGCAUCUUGGUACGGCGAGCCCAAGACGGCGCCGCAGCUUGUGGUUUUGCACAACGGAACCGCGUACAUGAGUUGGAAUGGCGCGACGCAUGUCGCGGGGUGGAAUAUCUAUAGCGAGAGUGCUGAGAACGGUACUACGUAUACGCUCAAGGGGAUUGCGAGAAGUUGUGGUUUUGAGACGGCGGUGGAUUUGGGGAUGGGGUGUUACAUGGUGCAGCCUUUGAUGGAUUUUUCGCCGAGCAUGAAUGCGACAUAUGGGGUUAAUUCUACUCUGGUGUGUUCUUCGUAGAGGUGAGAGGAUGGGGUAAUUUGGAGAGGGUAUUGUAGAGGAUAGAAUGUAAGAUAUUG
Molecule: messenger RNA, 1378 nt
Organism: Botrytis byssoidea
Lineage: Eukaryota; Fungi; Ascomycota; Leotiomycetes; Helotiales; Sclerotiniaceae
Exons: 2
Coding region: 1-1101 (366 amino acids)
Source: RefSeq, a predicted model, not a curated record